Molecule: messenger RNA, 375 nt
Organism: Colletotrichum spaethianum
Lineage: Eukaryota; Fungi; Ascomycota; Sordariomycetes; Glomerellales; Glomerellaceae
Exons: 3
Coding region: 1-375 (124 amino acids)
Source: RefSeq, a predicted model, not a curated record
AUGGCUCUGCUGUUAGCCAACUUCUGGAACACUUGGCCUGGCGCGCCGAUUAACAGCGCCGGCGGCAACCUUUCGUUGCGCGCGCUGUACGCACGGUAUAUCGAGGAUACGCUGCUCAUCGUUGAGAGUAACGCCGCGACCUUUGCCAGCCAAGCCAGGGCCUGGUACCAGGCUUACUAUACCUCACUCAAGGCUGAUGCGUGGUUCAACUCGGCUUUUGGUAACAGCGGAUGGGCCACCGCCGCCUGUGCCAAAUUUCCGCGGCCAGGAUCCGGCGGGACGGGGUGGUCUGUCUUCGGCGCCACAGGGAACCCGUCUAUGACGGUCAGGGGAGACGGAACACUGGUGAAUCUUACGGCUCCGACACGUAUCUAA